Hemicordylus capensis (graceful crag lizard) is the source of this 6244-nucleotide messenger RNA. RefSeq names its product CTD small phosphatase 1 (gene CTDSP1). Gene Ontology annotation, molecular function: RNA polymerase II CTD heptapeptide repeat phosphatase activity. The transcript is spliced from 7 exons. NCBI's taxonomy places the organism in Eukaryota, Metazoa, Chordata, Lepidosauria, Squamata, Cordylidae. Bases 742 to 1524 code for a protein of 260 amino acids. The record is from RefSeq and is a predicted model, not a curated record.
CACACUUGAUUUCUCCUUCCCUCUCCGGCGCAUCUGGUCUAGAGCAUUGCUAAACACAGAGGAGCGGUUUCUGUUUCAUAAUAUGGAAAAUUCGGCUUGAUCCAGUCUCCACUUUCAAAGAGGCAGGUGACGAGUCCUUUCAUCCACCCUCUGAGCUGGCUGCAUGAUGCAUCUCAACAGCAGGGCACAAGAUCCGUGGAGAAAGUAGCUGCUACAUCCCAUUCCGGAGCUCGGAGGACGAAUGUGAAGAGACAGAUCCAAAAAGCUUUUGGGAUCUGCUCUGGGCGGCAGAUCUCAAAUACCAGAUCAAACAGCACCCCGCCGGUUUGUUUCCCUCCAAAUGACCCUAGGUGAAAAUCUUCUCCGAGGAUGGUGGCGGCGGUGGAUCGCUCAAGACUCUGCUGCCGGCUCUCCUAGGCUGCCUACAGCCAUUGCCCCUUUAAGGGGUAGCUUGAAACCGCGCCUGGGCUCCAUGUUUGUAUCAGAAAUCGUGAAGAGGGAACUCCAUGUUGUAACAAAGUUUCCUUCGCCACUGUCUUUUUCUUUCCCCCCCUUUUUUUGUUUUGUUUUUCCCUUUCCCCGUCUCCCCCCCGCCCCUCCCCCACCCCUUUAUUUUUCCUCCCUCCAUUUUCUUUUUUUCUUUCUUUUAAUCUGUUAACAACCUUUAACUCCUGGAAAAUUCCCCAAAGCGGCGGAGAGACAAUUGGAGGAGGGAGGAGAGAGCUCUGCACUUCUGGUCUAAUGGACAGCGGGUCCAUUAUCACCCAGGUUAGCAAGGAAGAGGUGAAUACUCCUCUGCAGGAGAAAGGUGCUCAGAACCUCUCGCCUUCCAAGAAGCCCAGGAACCGCAGCAUCUUCCAGUCCCUCUUCUGCUGCCUUUGCCAUGACAGUUCGGAGCCUCUCCCCGUCAACAACAAUGCCCCGCUGCUGGUGGAGGAAAAUGGCUCAGUGCCCAAGGCUACCGUCAAAUACCUCCUGCCGGAAAUCAAGCCUCACGAUGCCAGCAAAAUCUGUGUGGUCAUUGACCUGGAUGAGACAUUGGUGCAUAGCUCCUUUAAGCCGGUGAACAACGCAGACUUCAUAAUCCCAGUGGAGAUUGACGGGGUGAUGCACCAGGUGUAUGUGCUGAAGCGACCCCAUGUGGACGAGUUCCUCCGGCGGAUGGGUGAGCUCUUUGAGUGUGUGCUCUUCACUGCUAGUCUGGCAAAGUAUGCAGACCCUGUGGCUGACCUGCUGGAUAAGUGGGGAGCCUUCCGCACCCGCCUCUUCCGCGAGUCGUGCGUCUUCCACCGUGGGAACUACGUCAAGGACCUCAGCCGCCUGGGCCGUGACCUGACGCGUAUCAUCAUUGUGGACAAUUCACCUGCUUCUUAUGUCUUCCACCCUGAUAAUGCUGUGCCUGUGGCUUCUUGGUUUGACAACAUGGCAGACACGGAGCUUCUCGACCUGUUGCCAUUCUUUGAGAGACUCAGCAAAGUGGAUGAUGUGUAUACAGUGCUAAAGCAGCACCGGACUAGCAGCUAGUGACCACAGAGGGUCUUUGGGCAGGGGAAGAAGGGGUGUACCCCGUCUCCGCUGCUUCCUUCUGUUGAGCAGGACAACCUGCUCCUCCAGCCAAGCAUUGCAGUGCACAGGAAACCCUGCAGGGGGCGGCAGAGAGCACUCGUUCCCAUGGGGCACCAGGACAGACACCCGUGUCUGAAUGUGACCUUGAGAGGAAACCUCCUCACUGCUAUGUUUAUAUAACGGUUUCUCCCUCUUGUAUUAUGAGCUGUGAGGACCAUGACCCCAGCCCAUUUUCCCCCUCACAUCAAGUGGGACCAAAACUGAGGCCCCUUCCCCUCCAGCCAAGGGGUCAAACCAGAACCCUGACACAUUUUCCUAUCACCACCAGGUUCAGGAGGCUGCACAAGAAUGGGCCCCAGGUGCCCUCUCCAUCUCAUUGUCCUUGAUUUCCCUCUGCUCCUUUAUAGAUUUUGAGCUCUAGAUUCAGGGGUAGGGGCUUACUGACUCUCCUGCUGUACUGCUGCGGGUGGUUACUGGCAAUAUGAACAGCUGGGGAGACCCCAGGGGGAAGGUUUUUCCCAUUGGUGUUGGAGAGGAACCUAGGAAAAUAGGCAGAGCUCCUGAGAGAGCUGAAAAGGUUUGGGGAGGUACAGAAAGAGGCUAGAACUGGCAAGAGCUUUGGCUGUGUUUGUGAAAGGGAUUGAGCUUCUGCUUCAUAAAAAAAAAAGGCCUAGCUGAUGGUUUACACCUAAAGUUGGAGGGCUGUUUCUUCCCUAAACUGGACAGGCUACCUGUGUGGGCUGAGCACAAUAGGAUAUAUUGUUCCCUCAGAAACAGCAUCGCUGACAGUGUCCAGCUAUUGCAAAUACGAUAUCUGUCAUGGGAUAGAUAUGUGCUUGGAUAUGCUUUUUGCUUCUCAUUUAAAUAUUCCCUGUAGGAGGGGAAAUUUUCAUAUUUAGUAUAGAACGUCUUCCCUAAUGGAAGGGAAAAAAUCCCAAGCCUCACUUAACUUUCUCUUUGAAUGGGGUGGUAAAACAGAGGAGUAGGAGGAGGUGUUUCAGUGGGAGGCACAAUUCCCCACUUGGAGUAAAGUUAAGUGCCUAUGUCAGAUUGGCCAGUUUGACACUCUUCUAAGAGCCUUAGAAGGGAAAGAAUGGCCAAUCCAAUGGCAGGAGCCGCCCUAGUUCCCACCCACAGCCCAAUCACAGUCUGGCUUUACCCCAUCUUUUCCAUUGUCUGGAGGCAAAGCCUCAGGUUGGUUCUGUGACUGGCUGGAGCAGAGGAAGAUGGUUUAUUAUAUCAAACACUAGUUUAGGGGAGGGACCGAAGUGAGAUGGGGCCAGAGUGGCCGCUGAGCUGGUUCAGAGCAGAUGUGGAGUUGGCUGAAGGGGAAGUAUGCACUGUUGGUUAUAUACUAAAGAGGAAGGUUGCCACUUAAAACAAUCAGCUUUGGCCCAGAGCAAAUUCUUCAAGAUCCUGAGACUUAAGUGUGUGGUUGGUGGUACUGCCCUAUACUAUCCAAAUGAGGCACAUUCUGAUUUUCCUUCUUGAAGCCUUCCACAUCCUGUGCCAGCCCCUGGCUUCUCCUAGGCCCAUUCUUUGCUUUCCUUAACUCUGCCCUCCCAGUGCCUGUGACCAGAAAUAAUGGUGGAUAGGCUGGAUAGGGACAGAAGGGGGACCUUUUCCCUUGUCUCUGUAGCUUUGUCUCCUACGUUUUAGUGCCUUCAAACCCCACAGUCUCCCUACCUGGGUGGGAUCCAGGGCUUGAGAUGCUACUGUUGCCUGUGGACUAUAGUUUGAAUUAACUCCCCUUCCUGGGUUUAUGGGGGAACUUGUGCCUUUAGAAGUGGUGGACCUGCCGGUAUCAUUGAGAGAAAGUGAAUGGAUGCAGUGCCGUGUGAUGUUGGUGGAUGAGACCUGUGCUUUGUCACCAGCCCAGACAUUCCAGGUUCCAGCAGCUGUGAAGCUGAAAUCCAACUGGCCCUUCCUGCUAAUUAUGUUUCUUCCCACCUCCUCCAGGAGCUUUGAAAGCUCCUUUUAACAGGAGCGAAACUUGAGCCAGAAUGGAAUCAUCUCGGUCCUCCACCAACCACCCCUACAAGAUACGGAUUUGUCUCAGUUUCUCUCCAGUGCCACCUUGAAUUUGCCUUAAUUUUUUAAUUUUAAUUUUUUGGUGGGGGCGUUUUUGGAUACAAGAAAUCCUUGUGCCUUUUACUGUUAUUCUAGGCUAUUUGCUAAAGAAAGGGCAUGAUACAGCAGAUCUUUAGAGCCUUAUCCCAUGUCGGGAUGGGACAUUUAGGGAUAGGAGCAGACCUCGGCGGUCAAAGUGGCUCAUUUAGUGGCCUGUUGGUGUGGAGUAGAGGUCUACAUUGGACCUCACUGCCAGGGAGCAAUUGAGUGAACACAUUUGCAAACGACCACAGUACCAUGCUGAACUACCUUCAUAAUGGAUCAAGACCAGUUGAAGUACCUCAUUGCUGCCAGAGUGGCCUCACCAGGUGAGUCCAUUUAGCCCAUUACUCUGCCUUUUAUUGGAGGUAACAAUACAGUUUUUAGCUAAGUCUAGACACUUGCUGAGCAUGAGGUUACAUUCUCUGGAUCUGUCCUUCAGAAAUGUGUAUGUUUGGUUUAAAAUUAAGUUAAACUGGUGUCAUCUCUCAGCAAUGGGUUCUGCUUCUGCAGAUCUCUGAUGUAGUGGGUGAAUACAUUUCUGGUUGGCUUUUGGGGAUUUCUUUUAAAAACUUCUUAAAUGUUCCUGGCCUUUAAAGAAUUUGCCAGAGAAACCACAACCACAAUGUGGCCCUUCCCUUGCCCUACACAUCCCAAUCCUACUUGAGCUAAGAGGUGAGACAGAAGUAGUUUUAGUACUCUACGGAAGUCCCCCCAACGGAAUCUCUUAACCCAAGGGGGGAAAGUUCUUAAAGUGGUUCAUGUAUGAAAAAGGUGACUCCCUGUCCCAAAAUGCGUCACAGUCUAAAAAGAGACACAUGGGAGGCACCAGCACCAGCCGCUGGAGGGACUCUGUGCUAGGCUGAACAGUGACAAUUGCAUCUCCCUUCUAAACAUAAGAGCCAUCACUUUGAAAGGUGCCUCUCUGCCCAGUUAGGAAGUAUUUUUAAUCACCAGUUGCCUUUUCUUCACUGGCCUCUGUUCAUCCAGUGUUCUCCACUGGCGGACAUUGUAUUCUCUGAACUGCAUCUAAUUCGAUCUAGUUUCCCCACCUCCACUGCCCUAAUCUAAGGGUGUAGUGCCAUAAUUGCAGUGCAAGGGAAAUGCUUGGUUCUUUGCACAUAAUGUUCAGCCAUUGCUCCGUUCUGGCAGUCCUCCACUCAUGGCCCACCAGCCCCCGCAGAUAAGCUGCUCUGUUUCUGAGGUUCAUCCAGACAAGCCCUCUGUGUGGGAGCUGCCCCUCCCCACAUUCAGGGAGACGGGAUUUUUGCUUGUUUGAUGGGAAGUGGGAAGAAGAAUUCUAACCGGGCACAUUUUAGAUUAUAUAAAUAUGUAUAAUGUGUAUAUAUUUUAGGAAAAACAGGAAAAAUGCAGGGCGGAGGGUGGGAACCAUGGGAGGAUUUUUAUAGCUGUAUUUUUAACAAAUGUUCCUGGGAGAUGGUAAUUAUUUUUUGUGUGAUUGGUUGUCAUUAUUCCUGGUGUACAAGGAAAUGUGGUGGGAGUGAUUUGCCCAUGAAUUGACAUCUCCACCAGGCAACAUGCUCCCUUUCUCCAAAUGCUUGCUGCUUUCGCCACCUUUACCUCCCCACCACCACCUACCCAGGAUAUCCACGGGGCAAAGGCAUGAAAUGUCCCAUGUAGUAUUCCAUAACCUCAGUGUUACCCGUUUAGUUUGCCAAAGGUUAAAAGAGCACAUAGAUUCAACUCUUUUAAACCCUUGGGCCACUUUCAGUUUGUUUUUUUUCCUGAUCUGCAUCAGAUCUGGAAUGCAAUGUUCGAUCCUGGGAAACGAAUGGGAUGGGGCCGUAGCUCAGUGGCCGAGCAUCUGCUUGGCCUGAAUGAAGAAGGCCCCAGGUUUCCUCCCUGGCAUCUCCAGGUAGGGCUGGGAGAGACUCCUGUCUGAAAACUUGGAGGGCCGCUGCCAGUAGACAAUACGGAGAUAGAUGGACCAGUGGUCUGACUUGGCAUAAGGCAGCUUCCUAUGUCCCUAUGAAGAAAUUCCUUCACAUCUUUUCUUUUUUCUUCCAUCAACUUGCCUUCCUCUCCCUGCCUCCACCUAUUUUUAAUUUUUUUUGUAAUCUCAGCAGGGGUUGGGUACAGAUUCAGUGCCAGUAACCAAGUUUGAAUUCUCUGUUCAACACAGUAUUUGAAAGCUCAGCACUUUAGGGGGGCGGUGGGCAGGGGGGGAACAUGAUGCUCUGAGUGCCAACUGAAAGCUGCAAAGCACCACAAGUUGUCCACAAGACACGUCAAUGCAACCAUUUUGACACUGCCCCCUUGUGUUUCCUGGGCUAGCAGAGGAACGUCCAAACUAGAUUCUCUUGUCUAACAUCUCCUUUGGUGAGUAGAGUGUUUGCCUUUUCAAGUUAUUCCGCCAUGCCUUGUCUCCCCAAGCGAUUGCAUUUGGAGAAGGAGCUGUUCCCCGCCUACAUCUGUUCAGACUCUCACUGCAUAUCUGUUGACUACAAGCUGAUCUUUAACAAUGGAAGAGUGAGAAAUUGCAGAUCAAAGUGCCUUCUCGUGUGAUUCAAACUAAAAUAAUCUUUAAAGAAAAACAGUUGCGAACCCA